Messenger RNA from Trichoderma asperellum CBS 433.97, 1460 nucleotides. The record is from RefSeq and is a predicted model, not a curated record. NCBI's taxonomy places the organism in Eukaryota, Fungi, Ascomycota, Sordariomycetes, Hypocreales, Hypocreaceae.
AUGAGUCCAACUCCUGAAGUACCCGCAAACUCGCCCUUCACUUUACAUAACAUUCCGUUCGGGGUAAUAUCAACAUCUUCUAAUACAACCCCUCGCUGCGCAAGCGCUAUUGGCGACCAUGCCAUCGACCUCGGUAUCCUCUUUCAAAAAGCAGAACCCGAUAUCAUGUUAGGCAAACCAGCACCUUACCAAGAUUUUGAACAACAAACUCUCAAUGCCUUUGCAGGGCUUCCCUCUGGUCUCAGAUCCAAUGUUCGCAGGUUUAUUCUGGACUCUCUACUCAACAAUACCGUACCAUUCGAGGCAUUCCUACCGCUAGACACAGUGAGGAUGCAUAUGCCAAUGCAGAUAAGUGGCUAUUCAGAUUUCUUUUGUUCACUUGAACAUUGCCAAAAUUGCUCUCCUAUGACUGGGGGGAACAUUCCGAAGAACUUCUACUACUCGCCCUCUGUAUACAAUGGGAGAGCUUCAAGCGUUGUGGUGUCUCCGGACCCUAUUCGACGGCCCAAAGGCGUUAUGUACGACACUGGCGGGAAGGAGGGCAAUCCAGUUUACGGAGCAUCUUUAAAGAUGGAUUUUGAGUUGGAAAUGGGAUUCUUCGUUUCGAAGCCGGUUCCCUGGGGUCAAUCAUUGGAUAUUGAGAAAGCACGGGACCACAUUUUUGGUUUUGUUGUCCUGAAUGACUGGUCGAGCAGAGACCUCCAAGCCUACGAAAUGACUCCAUUGGGGCCAUUCCAUUCAAAAGGGUUUGCCACCAGUAUCUCACCUUGGAUUGUAACACUCGAAGCACUGGAGCCUUUCGCUUGUGAGCCAAAACACAACCAUGACUCCACUACAUUCGAGCAUCUCAGAUGGCAUGAUCGCGCCAAGGGCACUUUCGACAUUAGGUUAACUGCAAAGCUCAUACGGAACGGCAUUACCUACGAUCUUGUCGAAAGUAAUCUGCGCUAUAUGUACUGGACACCCUAUCAGCAGAUUGUACAUCACGCAGCAGGAGGAUGUGGAUUGAAAACGGGCGACCUUCUUGGAACAGGAACCAUCUCGGGCGAGAAACAAGGUGAGCUAGGUUGUCUGUACGAGGCCACACGAGAUGGCAACUCAAAAUUGCAAUUCGAUGAUGGAUCAGAGUUAGGGUACUUGGAAGACGGCGACGAGAUAAUUCUUGAGGCGUGGUGCGGCGAUGGUGAAGGUGGCCGUGCAACCAUCGGAUUUGGCCAUAGCAGAGGCAAGUUAUUGCCUAGUAUUUGACAGUUCAACGCAACGUUUGCCACUCUAGAGAGAUAGAAAAGGAAGUACAGGGCAAAACGCGUGGGCGAGAGCUUCCAAGUCGUCACAAAUGAUAACAACGACGCAGUCUCAAGUCACCAAAUUUGAGAUGAACUUCAAUAUAAUUACCGAUGAUCGUCGAUAGUUGAAGAUAGUAGCAAGGGAGACAUGGACUUACCAGAGUUCCCCUUGCG